Messenger RNA from Malassezia japonica, 2568 nucleotides. RefSeq names its product non-specific serine/threonine protein kinase (gene SWE1). The record is from RefSeq and is a predicted model, not a curated record. The transcript has 2 exons. Gene Ontology annotation, cellular component: nucleus; cytoplasm. Lineage: Eukaryota; Fungi; Basidiomycota; Malasseziomycetes; Malasseziales; Malasseziaceae. Gene Ontology annotation, molecular function: ATP binding; protein tyrosine kinase activity. Gene Ontology annotation, biological process: negative regulation of G2/MI transition of meiotic cell cycle; protein phosphorylation. Bases 1 to 2568 code for a protein of 855 amino acids.
AUGGUGGACUCCAAGUCCGAGGCGACCGUGCGGUAUGGGGGCUCGGACAUGGAACGUGCCUCGUCGCUCGGCUCCAUGCAAAAAGAAAACAGCUUCCACCACCCGCGCCCGCUCCGUGAGGUGGUCGAGACCGCGAUGGCCGAGCGCUCCUUUUCCAAAAAGAGCGUCGCGGUGAUGCCCGACACGCCAGUCAAACCCUCCUUUGCUAUUUCAGAUGCCGCAUCCGCUGCACGCGUGCACCGCCGCGGCCGGUCCAUGGGCGGCCCGUUUCCGACGCGCUCGCCGCUGUUUCCCACGCCGCCCCGCUCGACCUACUUCAAUGCACCGGGCACCGAGGCGCCGCGCACUCGCACCGUGCACUCGCCCACGCUGGGCAUGGGCUUUCCCCGCUCCGAAGGGCCGCGCCGGCACAACCGCUCGGCCUCGGAACGCGUCCCAGCCGCAAGCGGGCUGCUCGGCCACUUGCUCGAAGAGCCGCGCCCAGCGAUCGACCCGAAUGACGUGUUCGAGGCGCCAGAGUCGCCGCUGCGCAACGCGCCCCCGUCCGAGAACGAGUACAAUCUGCCGAGCCUCAAGCGUGAGCAGCCCGUCCGCCGCGCACGUACCGGCCACCACACGGGCGCCUUUCCGCUCCCCCGCGCCGUCCCUAUGGACGAGGUGCCCGACACGCCUAUGACCGAGGUGCCGACGCCUGCGCCUGCAUCGGUCGCGGUCGCAACGCCGUCGGACGUGAUGAACUCGCCGAACAACUGCUUUGCAUCGCCGCUCAUGGCGCGUGCACCGAGUGCGCGUCCUGCGCCGCUCGCCGACUCGCCGUGGAUGAACACGCCGAUGACGCGCGACGCGAAUCCCCCGGUGCUCAACACCGGCUCGCUAUACGGCUCGGAGGCGAGCCCGUCGCUAGCGCUCGGCGAGCUAUCGCCGGAGGAACAGACACCGAUCACGCCGACGCGCAAGCCGCCGCACCUCAAGUGGUUUGAAGCUGCGCAUGCGCAUUCGCCCUCGCAAGCCUAUGGCGGCACAGCCGCGCGCAAGCACAAGGUGCAGCGCCCCCGGCACUCGGAGCCGGUCGACCAGUGGCAGACGCCGCCCGCGGUCAAGGUCAGUGCCGUGGCGCAGAGCGAGCCGGCUCAUGCGCGGCACCGGCAGUCGACGCAAAGCAUAUUUGAGGACCAGUUUGUGACCGAGUCCACGCUCGGCCAGGGCGAGUUUAGCGAGGUGGUAAAGGUGCGCGAAAAGUCUACCGGGCACGUCUCUGCCGUGAAGCGCAUGAAGCGCGCGUUCCUCGGGCCAAAAGACCGCAUCCGCCGCCUAGAGGAAGUGGAUGUGCUUUGUCUCUUGAGGCAAAACCGCAGCACAUGGCACGACCCCUUCUUUGGCGCGGAAGGCGUCGUGGAUCUGCUGAGUGCAUGGGAAGAGGACGGGUUCCUCUAUCUCCAGACGGAGCUGUGCCCCCUCGGCUCGCUCGCGUUUGUCCUCGCCGAGUACGGCCGUCAGGUGGGCGCACUCGACGAGGCGCGCCUCUGGAAAGUCCUGGCGGAGCUCGCCGCGGGCGUCGAUUACAUCCACAGGUGCGGCGUGCUGCACCUCGAUUUGAAGCCCGCCAAUAUCCUCAUCACGGAAAUCGGCAGCCUGAAGAUUACCGACUUUGGCAUGGCAACGCGCUGGCCUCGAUGCACCGCCAAAGAGAUUGUCGCAGGCGCCCAUCUCGAAACCCGCAAGUUUAUGCCGCGCGACGGCGAGAGCGCGAGCGAUCUGUCGUUCACGCCUCCGUCCUCGCCCCUGCACCAGGCGCCGGCGCCGUGGGGCCUCCCGGCGCAGGCGGGACAGGGCACGUUUGCGUUUAGUGCGCCGCAGAGCUCGUGGGGCGACGCGCCCGAGCGGCCGCGCCGCCGCGGCAUGCGGCAGCACCGCAAAGGCUCGCAGGUCCUCUCGCUCGAGCGCGAAGGCGACCGAGAGUACAUUGCUCCGGAGGUGAUCUUUGAGUCCAAGUACGGUAAGCCUGCCGAUCUCUUUUCGCUGGGCUUGAUCUUGCUCGAGGCUGCGUGCAGUGUCGAGAUCCCGGACAAUGGCGAGCCGUGGCACAAGCUACGGUGCGACGACUUCUCCGACGUGCAGCUUGAUAUGCUGAGCCCCGCGAUGCAGAGCGUGAUUACCGCGCUCCUGUCUUCGCAGCCCUACUUACGCCCGACCGCAGACGACCUGAUGCAGCUCCCGACGCUCGCUGUGGUGCGCGACCGAAUGCGCCGUGGCCUCAAAGCGAACGAGCUCGACCAGCUCCCGGCGUUCAGCGCCGAAACAGAGAAUGGCGCGCCGUACCCCCUUCCCGCCUCCAAGUACUAUGCCCCCCCUGCCUCGCAUGACCUUGAUAGCGAGCGCAUGGUCGUCCGUUUCCGCGGCGCAAUGAUUCAGGAGGACGAAAUCGCGUUUAUGACCGAGGUCCUCCGCGCCGCCGACCACGCCGACCACGCCUCGCCGGAUACCUCUACAUCGCUCAUGACCGAGGACGCUUUUGAGGAGCCCCAGACUGUCGAUACGUUCCUGUCCCCCAGCGCGGUAUGGACAUAG